Messenger RNA from Verruconis gallopava, 4195 nucleotides. RefSeq lists its product as uncharacterized. The coding region runs from base 210 to 4064 and encodes 1284 amino acids. The record is from RefSeq and is a predicted model, not a curated record. Gene Ontology annotation, biological process: transmembrane transport. NCBI's taxonomy places the organism in Eukaryota, Fungi, Ascomycota, Dothideomycetes, Venturiales, Sympoventuriaceae. Gene Ontology annotation, molecular function: ATP hydrolysis activity; ATP binding; ABC-type transporter activity. The transcript has 12 exons. Gene Ontology annotation, cellular component: membrane.
CUGCCGCGCCAGGGAAGCUCUAAACGUCUUUUCCAAGACGUCAAGACUUGGGAAUACGACGAAGCUGCAUUCCCGCUUCUGGACAUCGCAGCUGUUGGAAAUGUAAAAGGAUCAUGUAGUCGUGGUCGUAUAUAUGGCCAUUCCCAAAUGAAGAUAGGCUCCUCGAUUUCAGAGACGAAAGUGCUCCGGUUCUGUUCAGCAUCAACGAGAUGGCUGCGGACGCCGAAAAGACCAGUGCUGGCGCUAACGCGGAGCCGGACGUGGACUCGACCGCAGAGGGCCAAGGUGGUUUCUUUGGCAACUAUGCCCGCAUCUUCACGUUCGCCGACAAGAAAUCAUGGACGCUGAUCGCGAUCGCGUGCGUGGCUGCCGCCGGCUCGGGCGUGCCGUUGCCGCUCAUGGAUUUGAUCUUUGGAAAGUUCGUCACGACCUUCAACAACUUCGCUGUUGGAAACGCAAGCCCUGCAGAGUUCCGCAAGGAGCUUAACCACUGGACCUUGUACUUCGUAUACCUUUUCGUCGGUCGCUUUGUGCUCAACUACAUUUGGACUUUCUGCUUCUCGCUCUCUGCUAUCCGCAUCACGAAAGCCCUUCGAAUACGAACCUUGCAAGCAGCGCUGCGACAGCCGAUUUCGUACUUCGACGUCAGCAAGACUUCCAGCACCACGGUUCUCGUGACGACCAACAGCAAUCUUGUGAACAAUGGGAUCAAUGAAAAGCUCGGUCUUGUCAUACAGGCCACUUCAACGUUCAUCACAGCUUUUGCCGUGGCUUUCGCGGUCAAUUGGAAGCUCACCUUGAUCACAUGUGGUGUCGUCCCAGCCAUCGUCAUCAUCGUCAGCGUGUGCAUCGGCAUCGACAGCAAGCAGGAAGCCCGUAUUCUCCCGAUGUACGCGAAAGCCACGAUGCUGGCUGAAGAGGUUUUCGGCACGAUGAAAACGGUCAAAAGCUUCUGGGCGAUGCCCGUAUUCGAAGCCAAGUUCGAGCGGCUCCUGGCCCUUGCGAAGAAAGAAGGCUACAAGAAGUCGCCGAACUACGGCGUCCUGUUUUCGACGGAGUACUUUUGCAUCUUUUCCGGCUACGCGCUGGCCUUUUGGCAGGGUAUCAGGAGGUACGCGAGCGGUGAGAUUCAGGCACCGGGCGACAUCGUGACGGUAAUAUUUGCAGUCGUGCUGGCUGCCACAGCCUUAACUCAGAUCGGACCGCAGUUUCUCUUCUUGUCCAAAGCGGUCGGAGCCAGCAUCCCUCUCUUCGACAUCAUCAACAGGGAGUCUGAGUUGGAUCCAUUUUCCGAGGAUGGAGAGAAGCCUCAGGUUUGCCGCGGCGAAAUUGAGAUUCGCGACGUGCGCUUCGCAUAUCCGGCACGCCCAGAUGUUGAGGUGCUCAAGGGCAUGAGUCUCAAAAUACAACCGAACAAGACUACGGCUCUAGUUGGUCCAAGCGGAUGCGGGAAAAGCACGAUCAUUGGACUGCUUGAGAGAUGGUAUGAGCCAGCUUCGGGCCUCAUAAUGCUGGACGGUCAGUCGCUCUCAAAUUUGAAUCUUCGAUGGCUACGCACUUCGAUUCGCCUCGUAGGCCAAGAACCUGUUCUCUUUCGCGGGAGUGUGUUCGAGAAUGUUGCCCAUGGGCUUGAGGGAACAUCGCAAGCAGAUUUGUCAAGGGAAGAAAAGAUGAAGCUUGUGAUUCAAGCUUGUCAGGAUGCAUAUGCACAUGAAUUCAUAGAACAGCUUCCGAACGGAUAUGACACGCUGCUGGGAGAGCGUGCUGCGAAUCUAAGUGGUGGCCAGAAGCAGCGUUUGGCAAUAGCUCGGGCCAUCAUUUCGCAGCCCUCUAUCCUGCUUCUUGACGAAGCAACCAGUGGUCUAGACACCAAAAGUGAGAAGAUUGUGCAGGAAGCUCUCAACCGAGUGGCUGCGAACCGCACUGUUAUCGUAAUUGCACAUCGUCUAUCAACCAUUAAGACUGCGGACAAUAUUGUUGUUCUCAAUGAAGGGCGAGUGAUUGAACAAGGGACGCACGUUGAGCUCAUGGGUCGACAAGGUCGAUAUUCACAGCUGGUCAGAGCUCAAGAUCUUGGCCAGCGUGAAGAAGCAGAAGAACGAGAGGAAAACGUAAGAAAGGGAGAUAUGUCCGUCUUGUAUUCGACGCUCUCUAGGAAAGAAACGCAGACAAGCAAUGCCCGUGGUGAUGACGAUCGGAUCACGGACGGCCACGUCGGCUUCCAUUUCAGUCUAUCUCAAGCCAUUUGGGUGGCGGUCAUGGACCAGCGAAAAUUAUGGCUGUGGCUUGGUGUUGUCCUCGUCGGAUGUACACUUGCUGGUUUAACGUUCCCUGCUCAGGGUAUUGUGUUCGCUCGCAUCUUCCAAGCGUUUCAGCUUCCACCUGCCCAAUCAGUCAAUCGUGGUGACUUGUUUUCACUUAUGUUUUUUGUCAUAGCGCUGGCGAACUUCUUGUGUUACUUUGUGAUUGGAUGGAUCUCGAAUUAUAUUUCGCAGUGGUCGACAUAUAAUUUUCGUCUGAGGUUGUUCAAAGACUUCUUGGCGCAGGACAUGGAAUUCUUCGACCGGCCUGAGAAUAGCACCGGAGCCUUGGCGAGCAAGCUUAACGACUACCCGAGCAACUUGCAGGAGCUACUUGGAUUCAACAUAUUCUUGAUCGUAGUAAUCAUUGUUAAUAUAUUGUCUUCGAGUAUUCUAGCCAUUAUUGUCGGGUGGAAGCUCGGUCUUGUGGUUGUUUUUGGUGGUCUUCCGCCGCUGGUCUUCGCUGGCUACCUGCGCAUCCGUCUUGAAUUAAAGCUUGACGAAGAUACAGGCGUUCGUUUCAGCGAAUCGGCAGGACUUGCGGGAGAGGCUGUAGGCGAGAUCAGGACAGUCGCAAGCUUCACACUCGAGCGGCACGUGCUACAACAAUAUCAAGAUAUGCUGCGGCAUAUUGAGUUAAAAAGUGUGCGUGCCUUGUUGUGGACGAUGUUUUGGUACAGUCUAUCACAGAGCAUGUCCUUGUUAGUCAUGGGUUUAGGGUUUUGGUACGGAGGCCGUCUUAUGUCGUAUGGAGAAUAUUCGACAACCCAAUUCUUCAUCAUAUUUAUCUCCGUAAUCUUUGCGGGAGAAGCCGCUGCUCAGUUUUUCGGCUACACCACAAGCCUUACCAAAGCAAAGACUGCCGCGAAUUACGUGUUUUGGAUCCGAUCACUUCGACCUAGUAUCAAAGAAGAUCCAUCCAAGCCCGGCCCGGCAGAUGACGAAGAUACGGAGCCAUUGGCGAUAGAAGCAAAUGACCUCUGCUUUGCUUAUCCGUUACGUCCUCAUGUUCAAGUGAUUCGAGACCUAGAUGUUGAGAUACCUUCUGCAAAGUUUACCGCCUUUGUAGGUGCUUCAGGUUCUGGAAAAUCCACAAUCAUUUCUCUCCUGGAGCGCUUCUACGAUCCAACAUCAGGAACCAUUACCAUCCGCUCUCCAUCGUCCGACAAAGAAUCACUAUUGCCUGACCUGGAUCCACAUAAAUAUCGUGCAUCCAUCGGACUUGUCUCGCAGGAGCCGGUGCUCUACUCAGGGACAAUCAAAGAGAAUAUCUCCUUGGGGCUGAUAAAACCUAAACAAGAAAACGAAAAGGCCGCGUCGGACGAGAACGAGGUGGAGAUGCGCGUGACUGAUGAAGAAAUAGAAGCUGCGUGCCGUGUAGCGAACAUUUACGACUUCAUAAUGUCUCUUCCUCAAGCACUCAACACCGAGGUUGGCGCAAAAGGCACGCAGCUUUCUGGGGGUCAAAAGCAACGUAUAGCAAUUGCCAGAGCACUUGUUCGCAGACCAAAGCUGUUGCUACUUGACGAAGCGACGUCCGCUCUCGACACCGAAAGUGAGAGAGUCGUGCAGGAAGCUCUGGACAGCGCUCGAGAAGGAAGAACGACGGUAGCGAUCGCGCACAGGCUUAGCACGAUCAAGUACGCGGACAUGAUUGUUGUGAUCAACCGCGGGAGGAUUGUGGAAAUGGGAAGCCAUGACAAGCUGCUUGAAAAGAAAGGCGUGUACUGGGACAUGUGCAAAGCUCAGGCCUUGGACCGAUAAUUGGUUUGUUCGACUAUGCGACAAAUCUCAGCUCCUGCGAUAGCGUGGCAUGGCGCUUGUAUAAUAUUUUAGUCUACGCUUAACUACAUCAUCACAAUGAAGAACAUGGCCGCCUGGCCAGUUUCUCACUA